AUGGUAUCAGUACCAACUGUCGGCGCCGUCGCCGCGUCAAAUUCCCACGGCGCCAGUGCGAGCUCGCGAAGUUCGCCUGCCGUAGGCGCUGGCUCGUCGAAACCGAAGCCCAAGGUCAACUCAAAUGGUUACCACCCUAUUAAUCCGCAGACGCCUCUCAGUUCUUUGUCGAGCGCUCCCCUAGAUCUAACCUCGGUCGAACGCCGAGGACAACCUACCGCAAUCCGAGAGCCCGUGACAAAGACGAGCCGCCCGCAUGGCCUCCAAGAAGCUCCCACCUACUGUCCAACCGAGGAGGAAUGGCGAGAUCCUUUCGAGUACAUGCGCAAGAUCACACCAGAAGCGAAGAAGUUUGGCAUCUGCAAGAUUAUUCCUCCAGAUUCCUGGAAUCCCGAUUUUGCCAUCGACACCGAGGACCCGAAAACAAGAGUUGAACUCGGUGGAAGGGAACUCAAAAAAGCUGUCGAGUCGCGAGGUGGCUUUGAAAAGCGAUGGCUUUGCCCGUACGAGGAGUACUUGCGCCUGGCGAAACCUGGAGUCCACCAGCAAUUAGAACAAGAAUACGGCGGCCCAUUGACUCCCAGUCCAGCGCAUACGCCAAUUAAGCGAUCAAAUGUCAACACGCCAGCGAGCGGUAGAGGCGACUCGCCAGCGCGAAACGCAUCCGAUGCUCUACAGGCCAGCAUCAACGGGGUGAAGAAGGAGACGGAUCGCGAUACUCCAAUGACCGAUGCGCCGACCACGACCCCAGCACCAACUUCUGGCGGUUUCACUGCGAUCAACUCUGGAGGUUUUACCGCGGUUAAUUCGGGAUUCACCAGUGUCAACCGCAGUACCAAUGGUGACUCGAAGAGCUUUACUCCUGAAUCUAAGCGAUUCGACAGCCCAAGCUCCUCGGCAAAGAACACCCCAGACAACCGUGCGUCGAGCCUCAUGGCUACAGCCCUGAAGCGUCAGCUCAGCUGCGACAGCUCAUCAGACUCGACGAGAAAAGACGCCGACGCUGGUAAAGACGAUGGCGACGCGGGUAGUCGUCGUUCUAAGCGUCUCAAGAAAGAUGCCGUCCCCACUGUGGCUGGAUCACACAUGACGCCAUUCCGUCCAUCAGUGCCGAGGAUUCCUAGAGAUGAAGCUACACCAGGAGGCGAGAAAUGCGAAACAUGUGCAAGAGGAGAAGAUGCGGGCUCUCUUCUCGUCUGCGAAUCUUGCGAUCACUCCUAUCAUCCCGGUUGUCUAGACCCACCCUUGAAGCGAAAGCCGGAUGCUGAGUGGAAUUGCCCCCGAUGCCUCGUUGGAGAUGGCCAGUUCGGCUUCGAAGAGGGAGGCUUGUACUCUCUGAAGCAAUUCCAGCAAAAGGCAAACGACUUCAAGCAAGGCUACUUUGAAAAGAAGAUGCCCUUCGACCACGAACUCAACUGUCAUCGACCCGUCACUGAGGAAGAUGUGGAGACGGAGUUUUGGCGAUUGGUUGCUGAUCUUGAAGAGACGGUUGAAGUCGAAUACGGAGCCGAUAUUCAUUGCACAACCCACGGCUCUGGGUUCCCUACUGCCGAACGACACCCCAACAACCCGUAUGCGACCGAUCCUUGGAAUCUGAAUGUCCUUCCAUUCCACCCCGAGAGUCUGUUUAGACACAUCAAGUCGGAUAUUUCUGGUAUGACCGUUCCCUGGGUCUAUGUUGGGAUGAUCUUUUCGACAUUCUGCUGGCACAACGAGGAUCACUACGCCUACUCAGCCAACUACCAGCAUCUCGGCGCGACCAAGACCUGGUACGGCAUUCCAGGAGAAGAUGCCGAAAAGUUCGAGGCUGCCAUGAGAGAAGCCGUGCCCGAGCUUUUCGAGACACAGCCAGAUCUCCUCUUCCAGCUGGUGACGCUCUUGACUCCUGAACAGUUGAAGAAGGCGGGCGUUCGCGUGUAUGCCCUCGAUCAGCGAGCUGGACAGUUUGUCAUUACGUUCCCUCAAGCCUACCAUGCUGGUUUCAAUCACGGAUUCAACUUCAACGAGGCCGUCAACUUUGCACCUAGUGAUUGGGAGCCCUUCGGCCUUGCGGGUGUGGAGCGAUUGCAGCUGUUCCGAAGGCAGCCAUGCUUUUCUCACGAUGAGCUGCUCUGGACAGCUGCUGAAGGAAGCACGGCAGCCGGUCUCACGAUCCAGACAGCGAAAUGGCUAGCACCAGCCCUUGAGCGCAUUCACAAGCGAGAGAUUUCCCAGCGGGAGGAAUUCUUGUCCAAGCAUGGCGAGACAUCACCCCAUCAAUGUCAUGCCACAGGGGGCAGCGAAGACACUUGCCCUUUGACUUUCAAGGUUGACGAUGAGGACGUCCAGGAUGAGGAAGAGCAAUGCUGCAGUUACUGCAAGGCGUUUUCCUAUCUUUCACGCUUCAAGUGCCUCGCCUCAGGCAAGGUUCUCUGUCUGCUACAUGCCGGCUAUCAUGCCUGCUGUGAUCAACCCGAGCCAGCGCGUUUCCGAGGCGAUGGACAUGUUCUCAUUUAUCGCAAGACCGAAGAGGACAUGGCUGAAACCUACCACAAGGUUAUGGAGAAGGCCCAGACUCCCGAGGCUUGGGAAGAAAAGUAUGAGAAGAUCCUAGACGAGGAGUCUACGCCAUCACUCAAGACCCUCCGAGCCAUUCUUCAUGAGGGUGAGCGCAUCCCAUAUGAGCUGCCUUCACUACCGAUUCUACAGGAGUUUGUCAACCGAUGCAACGACUGGGUGGAGGAAGCGACAAACUACACUGUCCGAAAGCAACAAAACCGACGGAAGAACGAAAAAGCCUGGCAGUCUGGAAUGCGAAAAUCCAUCGGUAGCGCCGAGCAUGAUCAAAAGGAGAGAGAGUCCCGAAAUGUCUCCAACAUUUACAGACUCCUCGACGAGGCAGAGCGGAUUGGUUUCGACUGCCCUGAAAUCGCUCAACUUCAAGAGCGCGCUGAAGCCAUCAAGCGCUUUCAGACAAGUGCCAUGCAAGCUCUGAAGAACACGGCAGCGGUGCCAGAAGACACAAUCGAGGAGCUUCUUGAAGAGGGUCGCAGCUUUAAUGUGGACACGCCCGAGGUCGAGCAGCUUUCCAGGGUGCUGGAGCAAAUGCGCUGGAAUGCAAAGGCUCGAGCCAACCGAAGUGUCAUCAUGACGCUGAAGGAGGUGCAGGAUCUGAUCGAAGAGGGAAAUCGACUCGAGAUUCAGCCGUACAACGACCACCUAACUCACUACCGCGAGCAGAUGCAUGCUGGACAAGCCUGGGAGAAGAAGGCAAAGGAGCUCAUUGGUGCCGAGUUUGUGCACUAUCCCCAGCUUGAGGCCCUCUCGCAUCAAGUGCAGGUCAAUUACUUGCCCGUCUCGCAGGAGACUCUGAAUGCUGUCGACAACAUCCUCCACAAGCAACGCGAAGCCCAUCGUCAGAUCCUUGACAUUACCGAACGAUGCCGGAACCCCGACUUUCGCCAACGACCUAAGUACUCGGAGGUGGUCGAAAUCCAGAAGAAGUUGGAGGAUCUCAACUCGAAGCCCAAUGGAACGAUUGAUCUCGAAAACGAGCGAAAACGCCACGAGGACUGGAUGCGAAAGGGCAAGAAGCUGUUUGGCAAGUCGAAUGCGCCACUGCACAUCCUCAAGAGCCACCUCGAAUAUGUGCUGGAGCGCAACCAGGACUGCUUCGAUACCGAAAACGACACGCCUCGUCUGCCCGGGGAGCCAGUCUCCAGAGAGGUUAGCCCUGAACCAGGGGUGAGUAGAUGGGAAGACCCGCGGUCUCGGCAAGUCUUUUGCAUCUGCCGAAAGAUUGAGGCAGGCAUGAUGAUUGAGUGCGAAUUGUGCCACGAAUGGUAUCACUACAAGUGCCUCAAGAUUGCCCGUGGCAAGGUCAAGGAAGACGACAAGUACACUUGUCCUAUCUGUGACUGGCGAAUGAAGAUUCCUCGAGAUGCUUCACGACCAAAGCUGGAGGAUCUAGUGGCUCUAUCGGACGAGAUGCCCUCUUUGCCUUUUCAGCCUGAAGAGGAAGAGGUGCUACGCAAGAUCAUUGACAAUGCGCAAAACUUCCGCAACCACAUUGCCAGGUACUGCAAUCCACUUUUGUCGACGGAAGCCGAGGCCGAGACUCAACGGUUCUACCUCCGAAAGAUCGAAGGGGCCGAAGUCUUGCUGGCGUAUGAGACGAACUUCUUCCGCCAAGAACUCCACAAAUGGUGUCCCGUGGCUCCUGAGGCUCCACCAAUACUAGAGGUGUCACUGAGCACUCGAAAGCCUCGGCCCACCAAGCUGCAGAAGAUGCUUGUCGAGUAUGGAGUCGAUAACCCCGACGACCUCCCUGAGCACGCCAAAGGUAAGGCCAACAGCCUGCGACGAAAGGCGGCCAAUGCAGAGGCGGCUGCUGCUGCUGCUGCGCAGUCACAAUCCGCCCCGAUCUUGCCUCCAAGUACGGCUUCUGGAGCGUAUGCAGGCCCAGCAUUCUUUCCCAGGACAGGGGCGACUUUGAGCGGUAGUCCUCCGACUCACGGGCACCCAGAGCGUCGACCCUCGCAGUCUGGCUCAAACCACUCGAGGGAUAAUUCAGUCAGCAUGGGUAGUGGGCUACACCCUGGUCUGUUUGGAGCUGGCGGUCCACAGUUGGUUGUUGGCAACUCUUCCAUGUCUCUGGAGGAAAAGCUUCUGCAAGGUCAAGACGACGGCAUCAGCUUUCACACUGAGGCUGAAAAGAGUAAGGCUCUUGAAAUCCUCUCGAGGACGGAGAUGGGCAGAAAGCAAGCCGAAAAGAUGUGGGGACCAGACGUUUGGGGACCUCGUCGUGGCUCUAUGGGUGAUGGAGGAAGACGCAUGACUCCAAAUCCCAUGGACGACGAUAUGAUGAAGCAAGAGGACGGCAACGUGGACCAGAUGUUCAAGGAGAUGACGAACCAAGACGAGGAGGACGACAAGAAGAAGGAUGCAAGUGGUGAUGUUCAUAUGACGACGGCAUCCCUAGAAAAGGAGAGAAACGGCAUGGACGCGCUCCUAGACGGCGCGUAA
Messenger RNA from Fusarium vanettenii 77-13-4, 5004 nucleotides. Its product is annotated as jumonji superfamily protein. The transcript has 7 exons. The record is from RefSeq and is a predicted model, not a curated record. Bases 1 to 5004 code for a protein of 1667 amino acids. Lineage: Eukaryota; Fungi; Ascomycota; Sordariomycetes; Hypocreales; Nectriaceae. Gene Ontology annotation, molecular function: histone demethylase activity. Gene Ontology annotation, cellular component: nucleus. Gene Ontology annotation, biological process: chromatin remodeling.